GUUUUGACGUUCUCUUAAACUAGUUGCACCGAGCCGUUCAUAUGAACACGUAACAUCCGGUCGAGUAGCACUCGUUGCAGCAAAAAUGGCAGCCUUUUCUGAAAUGGGUGUUAUGCCUGAAAUCGCGCAGGCUGUGGAGGAGAUGGAUUGGCUACUGCCAACAGAUAUCCAAGCAGAGUCCAUUCCCUUGAUUCUUGGUGGAGGAGAUGUUCUCAUGGCAGCAGAAACUGGUAGUGGGAAGACAGGAGCCUUUAGUAUCCCGGUCAUCCAGAUUGUCUACGAAACCCUGAAGGAUCAGCAGGAGGGCAAGAAGGGCAGAGCUGCUGUCAAAACUGGUGGAACAAUUUUCAACACCUGGCAGAUGAAUCCAUAUGAUCGUAGCCCAGCCUUUGCAAUCGGCCCCGACGGACUCUGCUGCCAGAGCAGGGAGUUCAAAGAGUGGCACGGCUGCCGCUCCACCAAAGGUGUCACAAAAGGGAAGUACUGCUAUGAGGUAACCUGCCAUGACCAGGGUCUCUGCCGAGUGGGUUGGUCUACCAGUCAAGCUGCUCUGGAUUUGGGGACUGACAAGUACGGCUUUGGUUUUGGUGGGACCGGAAAGAAAUCCAACAACAAGCAAUUUGACAGCUACGGGGAGGAGUUUACCAUGCAUGACACUAUCGGGUGCUACCUGGAUUUGGACAAAGGCCAGAUCUCCUUCUCUAAAAAUGGAAACGACCUGGGUUCGGCUUUUGACAUCCCUCAAAAUUUAAGCAGCCAGGGCUUUUUUGCUUCAUGCGUCCUGAAGAAUGCUGAGCUGAAGUUCAACUUUGGAGGAGAAGACUUCAAACAUCCCCCUAAAAGUGGGUUUGUCGCUCUGGAUCAGGCACCGGAGAGUCACACCAUUAAAUCUUCCCAAACAGGCAGUGCCAAAGUGACUCAAGUGAAGGCUUCAUCAAACGCAGCCAAAGCCCUGAUCAUUGAGCCAUCCAAAGAACUGGCAGAACAAACCUUCAACAAUGUCAAGCAGUUUAAGAAAAAUGUGGAAAAUCCCAAACUAAGGGAGCUUCUUGUGAUCGGGGGUGUUGCAGCUAAAGAGCAGCUAGCAAUUCUGGAACAGGGGGUAGACAUAGUGGUGGGAACACCUGGAAGACUGGAUGACCUUGUUUCCACCGGAAAACUUAGUCUGUCCCAAGUCCGUUUCCUGGUUCUGGAUGAGUGUGAUGGUCUCCUAACAGCCGGAUACACAGACUUCAUCAACAGGAUCCAUAAACAAAUCCCUCAGGUCACCUCUGAUGGCAAGAGACUGCAGGUCAUCGUGUGCUCCGCCACACUGCAUUCCUUCGACGUGAAGAAGCUCUCCGAACGCAUCAUGCAUUUUCCCACCUGGGUGGACCUAAAAGGCGAGGACUCUGUCCCGGAAACCGUCCACCACGUGGUGGUGCCGGUCAACCCAAAGGCCGACCGGCAGUGGGAGCGCCUCGGCAAGAACCACAUCCGGACCGAUGAAGUUCAUGCCAAAGAUAACACCCGACCAGGAGCCAAUACGCCAGAAAUGUGGUCAGAAGCUAUCAAGAAGCUGAAGGGCGAGUACACGGUCAGGGCCAUCAAAGAGCACAAAAUGGACCAGGCCAUAAUCUUCUGUCGCACCAAGAUCGACUGUGACAACAUGGAGCAAUACUUCAUUCAGCAAGGAGGAGGUCCAGACAGCAAAGGUCACCAGUUCUCCUGCGUUUGCCUUCAUGGUGAUCGAAAGCCGAACGAGAGGAAGAAUAACUUGGAUCGCUUCAAGAGAAAAGAUGUGAAGCUGCUGAUCUGCACAGACGUGGCCGCCAGAGGAAUCGACGUCAGCGGCGUUCCUUACGUGAUUAAUGUCACCCUGCCUGACGAGAAGCAGAACUAUGUCCAUCGUAUCGGCAGAGUUGGUAGAGCAGAGAGAAUGGGACUCGCCAUCUCCCUAGUUGCUAUGGAAAAAGAAAAGGUGUGGUACCAUGUUUGUCAGAACCGAGGGAGAGGCUGCUACAACACCCGACUGAAGGAGGACGGAGGGUGCACCAUAUGGUACAACGAGAAGGAGCUUCUUUCUGAAAUCGAGGAGCAUCUGAAGUGCACCAUUACUCAGUGUGACACAGAUAUUAAAGUGCCUGUAGAUGAGUUUGACGGAAAAGUGAGUUAUGGACAGCGCAGAGCUCUUGGAGGCGGAAACUAUAAGGGUCACGUGGACGUUCUGGCCCCGACAGUCCAGGAGUUGGCCGUCCUUGAGAGAGAAGCUCAAACAUCUUUUCUUCAUUUAGGAUACAUGCCAAACCAGCUGUUCAGGGCCUUCUAAACAAAUAGCAUGAAAGCACUUCAGGCUUCUACCAUUAAUUGAAACACUCGCUUACUGAAACGGCAGAAUAUGAAGAUUUGUGCUGCCUAAUGAGCUACAGUUUUAAAAAAAAAAAAGGGUGAAUUUUUUUUUUUUUAUUAUUUUACAAUUCAAAAGUUUGGUUCUUGAGUCUAGUUUGAAGGAUUUUGUUUUAAAAUAUGCUAAAGUUUGUGGUUCAAGUGAAAGAAUGGCUGAAAGAGAUUACUGUUGGUCAGGAAUACAAAAGUUAAUCCUGAUCACUGUGAUUUUCUUUUUUUUUUCUGAAAUAAAUUGUUGUAGGCUGUUGAGUCUGGUUUCUCUGUCCAGUUAUGUUAAAUGAAAUUGUUUAAAUAGAGUUGAAUGGAGCUAUUUAAGUUUAUCAUUAAAUCAUCAAUAAACUUUGAUUAACAACACUA
This is a messenger RNA of Poecilia reticulata (guppy), 2742 nucleotides long. It is a transcript of the gene ddx1, whose product is annotated as DEAD (Asp-Glu-Ala-Asp) box helicase 1. NCBI's taxonomy places the organism in Eukaryota, Metazoa, Chordata, Actinopteri, Cyprinodontiformes, Poeciliidae. The record is from RefSeq and is a predicted model, not a curated record. Gene Ontology annotation, molecular function: protein binding; RNA helicase activity; ATP binding.